Molecule: messenger RNA, 390 nt
Organism: Volvox carteri f. nagariensis
Lineage: Eukaryota; Viridiplantae; Chlorophyta; Chlorophyceae; Chlamydomonadales; Volvocaceae
Exons: 1
Coding region: 1-390 (129 amino acids)
Source: RefSeq, a predicted model, not a curated record
AUGGCGGGUUUCUUUCUUUGCGCGCAUGGGAUGCAUCAGCUAAUGCGGCUUUCGGUGCCUUCGAUGUGGAUCCAUACAUACGGCAUCUCCAUCUCCACCUACUGGCAUGAGCUCGCACCAAGCAAGCACGUCCUACAGCAACACCCCUGCGGCAAUAGCAAAGUAAUACCUGCCAUGUGUUCUCAUCUAUUGGUGCCGUACUCCGCGUACGACACGACCCCCCAUCCCAUCACCCGCAUUGCGGACCCGGGCACUCAGCAGCAACACCCCGGAAUGCAACCACCCGGAUUCACGGGCGGGCGCGCGCACACACGGUCAUGGUUGCCGGGCGAGGUGGAGGGCCAGCGCAUUGAUGGAUGCAUUGAUCGUGAAGCUGGCCAAAGGGCAUGA